Molecule: messenger RNA, 4387 nt
Organism: Ochlerotatus camptorhynchus
Lineage: Eukaryota; Metazoa; Arthropoda; Insecta; Diptera; Culicidae
Exons: 6
Coding region: 585-3917 (1110 amino acids)
Cellular component (GO): extracellular region
Molecular function (GO): chitin binding
Source: RefSeq, a predicted model, not a curated record
UUUUUUUUUGAGUGCGAAUCACGAUCGAGUGCGCGGGCGUCCGUAUGUAUGCUGACCGUGCCCGAGGUAUUGGCAAGUGCGUGCGAAUUAUCGAAUUGUUGCAAUCUUAAGGCGAGAAUUGUGAGGAUGUUUGGAGCAAUCUUCCGCGGAGGAUUGUGAGGAGUUGCAGUAGUCGCCGAGACCGAGAGUGAAUGAAGAAGGGUUGAAACAUGUGUAAUGAAGUAGUGUUGCAUUAAUCAAGAAGAAACGUGUGUCUGUACGAGGGGGUGUCGAUUUGAAGAUAAUUAAGAUAAUUAAGUCAAUCAAAUCGUAAAAUCCAAUAAUAACAGCCGAGUAGUAGCGAGAGGAAAGAAAUAUAGCAAAUGAUUAGCCUGUGCUGUAUGACGAAGACGACGAGGGUGAAUUGCAGUUUGUAGUGAAGAGCAUAGUGUGCAUGCAUUGGUAGUUCUUUUUUUGGUUUCUGGGAAUCUGAAGAAAUAGACAGCUUUUGGAUUGGAACCAACUACGAGACGCGAGCUUGGACACACAAAAGGAGGACACAUAUCGUCGCUUUCGCAGCUACCCAGGCAUUCCGUGUGCGCGGAAUGGGCCACCCAGCAGAGGUGAUGGCCACCGGUGUGAUCAUAGCUUUAACCGCAGUGCUCGCACUGGUCGGAGCAGCAUCCCUGUCGCCGGAGAGUAACCAAUACCACUAUGGAGGAAGUAAUUUCCCUCUGCAACGGUAUGCCACGGCCAAGGGUCGACCCCCACCCCCACGACUGAUGUCCCGUGCGGAUAAUCUGGUGCCCCUCAACAAUCAAACCCUGGACCGGAACCGACGAUUGAUUCCGUACAUGACGUUCUACAUCCCAUCAUCUAAUGGCGACUUCAGUCUGCCAAUCAAUCAGGCGUAUAAUUAUAUGCCCAUUCGGACACAGCGACCUCAGGAACCGCAACAGUCACACCUUCACCACGGCCAGCAUGGUAGCAAGCAGCAAAUAUUGUCACUUCAACAAUACCAGCGUCACCCGCAGCAGCAGAGCGGCCUCGGAGGGGAACCGCCCCUGGUGUACCAAUCCUAUCAACCGCAGAUCCAUCAAUCAACACGCUAUCAGUCCUCUUUAUCAGCGUCAUCUUCUCCAUCUGGAUCCUCUCAAGGAAACUCAUUCAAGACCAUUCUGAUAAAUAACUCUCCAAUCAAGUACGAAUACUCACACCGCCAUCAAUUAGCUCCGUCCCCAUCUUCGUCGUCCUCCGGUAGCAGCGGCAGCAGCAGCAGCAGCAGUAACUCCGGAUCAGGUGGAGGCCGUGACCCAAAUCUGGCUUUUCUGUACAACACUCGUGGUCAGCUACAACAACAGCAACAACAGCAUCAACAGCAUCAGCAUCAGUAUCAGCAAUAUCAACAACAGCAGUCUCCACCCUCGAAGUUGUAUGCGAUUGAAAUUCAGCCACCGGCGACCAUACCGAAACCACAACCAUCGAUUCUACCAAAUGGAUUUAGCAGUAGCAGCAGCAGCAGCAGCAGUAACAGCGUUGGAGAAUCUGGUUUGACCGCCACACCAACUCCACCGGCCAUAGCGACAAGAAGUCCGAUUAAGUAUCAACCCGCCACCGUGUACAAAAAAUACCAGAUCAAUCCGUUCCUGCCUUCCAACAAACUGCCCGGUGCCUUUACCCCGCUUACCUACAACAGCGGUGGCUCAUCGCCCAACGGACAGCACAUUGUACAAGAUGAAAGCGAAGAAGAAGAAGAAGUGGACCUCAAACCAGUUCCCCGACCAACUCCGUCGCCAAGCUACAGCGGCCCGAAGUUCCAAACCACCUACGUACUGGUCAAACCAUCACCCGAGCCAAAUCAACUGUACUACCACGAGAAGCCUGCAAGACCUUCAACUGGUUCCGGCUCAUACGCAACUUACAAGGAAAAGCCAAGCUACCACGAAGAUCAGGACCAGGUCUACAACCCGAAACCCAUUCCCAAGCCCAGCUACGAUCACGAGCUUGAAAUCUACAAGACCCUUCCGAAACCGGUAGCCGUGUCGAAGCCAAGCUACCUGGAAGAACACAUCAUAUACAAGCCAGGUCCUAAGCCAAUCUCUGUCCACAAACCGAGUUACCUAGAUGACUCCGACCUAUACAGACCUGGUUCAAAGCCAAUACCCGUGCCGAUUCCUGUAGCCGUAGAAUACUCAACUCCACGGAAUAUCCCACAGCGCGUCGAGUACUCAACUCCGCGUCCCCAUCCCGCUUCGAUUCUCAAGGAGAACUACUCUCCCUACAUCCCACUUUCGGGUAGUACUCCAGCUCCACCACCUCCGAUCCCAACAACUCCUCGACCAAAGUAUUCCGCUCGCCAGAAGCCCCCACCAUACAAACACCACCGCGCUUCAACCAAGGCACCUCCCAUCCGCCAACACCUCACCGAGAGCCUCAACCCAGCCGAUAUCCGGUCCCCAAGUCCAAACUACUUCGAUCAGCAGGCCGACUACAAAGCACAAGUCAAACAGAACUUCUACACUCAAGGUGGCUACAUUCCACUCUCAAAACCAGCCAAAACUACCAAACUACUACCAGCCCAUCACGAGGAGAAGCCCCGUCCCGUGUAUCAACAUAACACCCCAGCCAAGCCUUAUCCCCCGCCCCACCCCGUCAGUUCUACGCAAAUCAUCGACAGUGCCAGUGCAUCCGGAUCGACAUCGCUCGCCGAUCUACUCAAGAAACUUCAAGACAGUAACCACCUCCCAAAAACGCUGACUCCAGACAACAUAGACAACUCCAUCCGAACGCUGGUGAAGAUCCUGAACAACCUCAAAGCAUCGCAGCAAGUCCAUCAGCAACCGGAGCAAGAGUUCACCACCGAAGAGUACGACCAUCAUCCGGCGCCACAUGUGAAGCCACCGAAACCCACUAAAAAACCAGCCACUCACAACGAUGACGAUGACCAGUCCGAUUCGGGUCCCUACAUGCCGCAUCAUCCGGAACUGGGACCGACAUCGCCGGGACCGAACUCCGGCCGACCGGGUAUCGACUAUCCGAACUAUUCUGAAAUUCCGGAAACCAGUUUCAGCUGCAAGGAACAACGGUACAAGGGCUUCUUCGGUGAUCCGCAAACCAACUGUCAGGUUUGGCACUACUGUGAUCUGAACGGCGGCAAGGCGUCCUUCCUCUGCCCGAAUGGAACCAUCUUCAGUCAGGUUGCCCUGACCUGUGAUUGGUGGUUCAACGUCAAGUGCUCUACCACGGCGCAGCUGUACGUCCUGAACGAACGACUGUACAAGUACAUCCUGCCGUUUACACCGAAGUUCCCGGAAGACUACAGUGGACCACUGGUUGAUAAAUACCUCGCAAUCAAAUUCCAAGAGAUGGAGGAAAAGAUGAAAAAGCAACGAUCCAAGGGUAAAGCCGUGGUCAAACCGAGCCCGGAGAACGAAAACGACGAACUGAACGGCAACAAGCUGGAAGACAACGACAACCGGUACAACCAGAACCAACCCUAUCCGGUGCAGUACGUAACGGAGAACGCCAUUGAAGUGACGGCCCCCAGCGCAGCUGGAGCUUCCGCCACGACGCCGAUCACCCUCGAGGACAUCAACGCCGAGUAUGACCGGGCGGAGAGCUCCGGAAUAGAAGCGGCAUCGGACACCGGGCCUGACGCGAGUGUGAACACACCGCAAAGUGCUCCGAUCGUGGUAACGGCUCCGAGUGCUCCGGCGAGUUCUACCGGAGCGGAAGAAGAAAAUCCGGCGGUCCCGGUCACGGUGAUAGCGGAGUCUAUCCCGCCACCACAGUACGGAUCGAAACAUACAACUUCGGCACGGCCACCACAGGGUGUGAUGCAAGCCCUGCGGGAGGUGCGGAUCGAAGUGAAGCACGAUGGAACCAGUGGCCAUCUAUCGCCAAACCACCACGACUACGGCGAAGAAAGACGGAAGUAGACCAGGACGAUAACCGCGCUCCUAUGAUUGCAAUUUCUGUGAAUAGUUUUCUGCUUAAGUUUUCCUAACCUAAUUGAACGUAUCAGAUGUUAAUGCUAACAAUUUCUGGAAGAUUCUCCACGUUCGAGAAUUUUGCUUAUUAUCCAGAGACUGUGAAAACGCGUAGUUCAUGGGUUGAGUUGGAAACCGUGAACAUGCGUACUGCAUUCCUCGAGCAACUAGUGCAUUCCUUAGAAUCUAAUUUAUACCAACUAUAGUUUCAUUUCGUAUAAAUUUGCUUCGCGAAGAAUAAGUAGACAUGGACGUUAAUUUAUCUCGCUUUAACUGUAACAAAAAUAUGUAGAAUAAGUACGCAAUCAUGCGUUCAAACGAGCGGUGCGCUUUUGUCAGGUGAUUUGCUUAGCAUUUUGCGAAUUGGCAGUUUCCUUCAAAGCGCGAAUUAAGCACCGAUAGAAAUCGCAUCGCACGCC